Molecule: messenger RNA, 1221 nt
Organism: Alternaria rosae
Lineage: Eukaryota; Fungi; Ascomycota; Dothideomycetes; Pleosporales; Pleosporaceae
Exons: 1
Coding region: 1-864 (287 amino acids)
Source: RefSeq, a predicted model, not a curated record
AUGGCUACCCCCAAACCCACAUACUUCCUCACCCCACCGCGCCCAAGUCCUCCCGAUGGCCCCAUCCGCCUCGGCGCCAUCAUCCCCUCCCCCUCCCAACCCGACGAACCCCUGCACCUGCCCUCCCUCCCUUCCCAAACUGACACGAGCACCUUCACCGAACACAACUGGAGCGGCACAUUCAGUAAAUCAACAUCCACCACCUUCGGCAUCUGGACCUCCUUUCUCGAAUGCGUCCUCGGUAUCGGCGCAGACAUAAGCAUCAGCAACGACAAAUCCACGCAGCAAACUUGGAAAGUUGAAAAAAUGACGACGCAGACUUUUCGGCCCAGUCGCAGCUUCCUGGAAGACGUGGUACGACAUGAAGAUGUUAGGGAUUACAUCACGCAGCACCGGUUUAGAGAGAAAAUCUACAUCAUCACGGGUGUUAUGAUAGCGUCAUCAACAACUCUUUCUAGGGAACGGCUCCAGGAAAAGGGCGUUUACGUGCAUGCUGGUGUGGAUGCAACGGCGUGGUCUGGCGUACCGAUUUCGGUGGGACCGGAAGGGAACUGGAAGCGGAAGAGCGAGACGAGCGAGCAGAGUACGAGGGCGGAGGACUUUGUUUUUGCGUAUAGGAUCCGUGAGGUUAAAGUGAGGAGGAAGGGAGGGGUCAAAUCGGAUAGGCUGUUUGAUAAGGGUGCGUUGUUUGAUACGCAGGUUAGGAGGAAGGUUGAGGAUAAGGGGGAGGUGAUGGUGGAUGGCUUGGGGGAGGAGCCGGAUGUUGAUGAUGUGGAGUUGGAGAGUAGGGAGGUUAGGCAGAGGGUUGGGGAUGAGGAGGAAGAGGAGGAUGUUGUUUGUGUUCUGCCGGAACCGCUGGACUGAGUACGUCGGCGUGUAUGAUAUGUAAGCGCAAAUAAAGGAACAAGGAAACAGCUCACAGCACGCACGGUAAUACAAAGUAGACUGGGAUUGUCUAGUAUUGCCGAAGCUAAAAGGCAUCAUUGCUACACGAUCGUACAUGAACCGCCACCUCCUCUCUCUGUCCUGUCCGGACUAUUCCGCACGCGACAUCUGCUCCUUUCGUCAUUGCAGAAGGUCGCUGGUAUAAGCUCCCGAAAUGCAUGCAAGUCUCUCAAGCGGUGGUAUCCUCAAUGCCCCAACCAGUGUUUUACGCCGUAGAUAGAUGGUCAUGAAAUGUAGCCUCCCCCAAACGCCUCGCGCUAAGUUUCCUUGACAAAU